ACACCUCCCCCACAUUAUCUCAGCCUGUCCUCACACCCUGCAGACAGGAUGGAGUAGAGGAAGGAUGCCCCAAUCAUAAGGAUCUAGCACAUCUUCGCCAUGAGUAUAGCCGUGUCUCCAGUGGCCAGUGAGGCUGCCUCUCCUAUGAUCACCUCAGUCACACCCACCUUGGAGUCCAGCACUAAGGAAGACCCAUGUAGGCCUGGUGGGAGCGAAGAUGGAGUUCUUCAGAGCCCAGAUCGUCGGCAGAGUUAUAAGAAACCCCCUCCACUGCACACAGGAGCCGACUGGAAGGUGGUGCUGCACCUACCUGAGAUCGAGACCUGGCUGAGAAACACAGCAGAGAGAGUGAGAGAGCUCACCCAAUCAGUACAGCAGGACAGCCUAAACAGACAUGUGGAUGCUCAUCUGGUGCAGCUCAAGGACAUCUGUGAGGACAUCUCGGAUCAUGUGGAGCAGAUUCAUGCUCUGCUGGAGACUGAGUUCUCCCUGAAGCUGCUGUCUUACUCUGUGAACAUCAUUGUGGACAUCCGCAGUGUACAGCUGCUGUGGCACCAACUCCGGGUGUCUGUGCUGGUUCUGAAAGAGAGGCUUCUGCAGGGUCUACAGGACUCCAACGGCAACUACACCCGACAGACGGAUAUACUGCAGGCCUUCAGUCAGGACCACGACCAGGCUCGACUGGACUCUCUGACAGAGGUAGAUGACUCGGGUCAACUGAUCAUUAAAUGCAGUCAGGAUUAUUUCUCUCUGGACUGUGGCAUCACAGCGUAUGAGCUGAACGACUACAGCCCCGGUGAGGAUCCGGAGGGAAGAAGCACUGGCCAGGACCCACGCAGCCUCUAUCCUGAGCUUGAGCGAGACUUCCCUGAAUUGCUCCAGAGUGUGGAUCUCCUCACCAUUGCAGCCUCCAGACAAAGCCAAGAAUCAUCUUCACCUGAACAAGAGGAACCACCAAAAUCCACCCAAGAGCCUGAAGGGGAACUAACAAAACCAACUCAGGGGUCCCAAAACAAACUAAUAAAUCAGUCACCAAACACAGACAUGGCCAUGUCAGGUAGCAACAUUUAUGAGGACAACCUGGGUCUCUCCAAGCGUCCACAUCAGGGCUCCCACAGCAUUGAGGUAUCUCCUACUCAACCCUCCACGCCCAAGAAGCCCAUGUAUGUAGAUGGAUCCGGUCUUCAUUAUCAGGCUGACCUUAGCAGAAGCACACCCUCUCUUCUAGACCUGCCCGAUCGCUCCAAGUUCUGGCUAGAGCUGGAGAGCGUGUACCCCAACAGUGGGAGCCAAUCUGAAGAGAAUCUUUGUGUCCUGAAUGCAAAGAACCGGCAGGGACAUCCUCAAGCAACUAUCCAGAAGUGUCUGGUUCCUGGUAGGGUCCAAAUACCUCUCCAGAGAAGCUCAUCUGAGGCUGCGCAUAAAUACGAUGCUGAAAACUCAAACUGUAAGCCUCAACGGUCAGAAACCAAGCAGGCAAACAGUGCCUCCUCCAGCCGUCCGCCCACCUCAGCAGAAGAAACCACUGACCAUGAUUCACGAGAAAGCUCCUCCAGUCUUGAUGGUUAUCUUCAAACCACAGAUUCUCUGGUGAUCGAGUCCAAACAGGGCAGACAAAGUAGCCCUAAAGAAGAGUGCUGGUAUGGAUCAGAGGAGUUCCUAGCACUUCCUGCACAGCUGAAAAAGACUGAGAUGCUGGCGUUAAAGCUAGAGAGCUUGGCGCAGGCGUUACCCCCGAGAGCCAUGCAGCAGUCAGUUCAGGAUGUGGAUGAUUGGGAGCUGACUGAAGCUAACCUAGAGUGGGAGACCAGCACUCCUCCACUCCCUCCCAGGUCCUCUAAGAACCAUUUCUUAACUGGGAGGUUUUCGUCCGCUUCAAGUGACAUUGCUCCCUCUAUAGAUGAAAGUAUCGAUUCUGGUCCUCUCAGUGACCUUCUGUCAGAAGAUGAGGGGAGAUGGAGCGCACCCAAAUCCCAGAGAGUUGAGAAUAUUUCUAGUCAGCCUGAAGCCUCCAGGAUGGUGCUACACUAUACAUCGCUGAUCCAGCAGCUACUGGAGGACAUCCAACAUCAGGAGAACUACCAGAAUAUUUGGGGAAAGCUAGAGGGCUUUGUCUCUAAACUGGAUGAGUUUAUCAGCUGGCUGAGGGAGGCGCUGGAGAGUACUGAGAACUGGACUCCGCCACAAGCUGAUAUCAACAGCCUUAGACUUUACCUGGAAACACACCUUAGCUUCAAGUUGAACGUGGACAGUCACUGCUCACUGAAAGACGGUCUACUGGAGGAGGGGAGGCAACUGCUGGAGCUCAUCACCUCCCACAAAUCAGACCUGCGGGACAUGCUACAGAUGAUUGCACACCAGUGGCAGGAAUUGCAGAGGCAGAUCCGCCGGCAGCACAGCUGGAUGCUGCACACACUAAGCAUGGUCAAAGCCCACAUCCUGGCUGGAGACAGAGACGAGGACCCCAAACACACAGAGGACCACGAUCUUCACGCCACCCCUGAGAUGCAGGUGCACCUGUCUCACAAAGAGGCCCAGAGGGAUUUUCUGGAUCAGAUGAAUGUAAAACUCAAGAGUCAAAAGUACUGUUCCAGCUCCAGCAGGAAGAAAGAUCUGUCCCUCAUGUCCAAGUCCAACAGCUUAUCAGAGUUUGAGAGCGAGUACCAGGAGAUCUGGGAUUGGCUGAUGGACAUGGAAUCCAUCGUUACUGACAGCCACAAACUGAUGAUGUCAGAGGAGCAGCGGCAUCAUCUCUAUAAGGGGAACAGUGUGGAGAUGACCAUUUGGCUUCCUAAGAAGACACAGCUCUUGGGCUGGGCUGAGAGUCUAAAGAGGAGUAGUAUUGAGCUGCCUGAUGACUUUGAGGAGCACAUUACUGCUCUCAGGGCAAAGUGGGAUCAGCUAGAGAAAACCCUAAGAGAACACGUGGAUGUGAGCAACGGUGAUCCAUGUGCCCGUGGGCUGCUCUCUCCUGGUACCAGCAGCAUGGUUGCCCAGCUGCAGUUUAAAAUCAAGGAGCUAAAGAGCUGGCUCAGAGAGACUGAGCUUUUUAUCUUUAACCUGAAUCUCAGAGAGGACACACUGCACAACAAGCGCACCAUCAACUCCAGCAAUGCUCAUCAAGAUCCAGUCCUACAAAACGACCCACAGCCAGACCAGGAGCAAGAGCCACAAAUAGAACCACAAGCUGUCAAGCAGCUGGAGCACUUCAAGGCUCUGUGUAUGGAGGUGCGGGGCCGGAGGAGGGGGAUGGCCUCAGUACUGCGUCUGUGCCAGAGGUUGCUUGAGGGACCGGAAGAACAAAGCUCAGAAACUGAGCGCCAGUCUCUGCGACUGCUUCAAGUGAACCUGGAGAGGCGAUGGGAGGCCAUUGUCAUGCAGGUUCUCCAAUGGCAGAGUCACCUCAAGCGCACUUUGGGCCGAGAACAGGUUUCAGGGAACCAAAUGGAACCAUCGCUUAUGGAUCUCCGUGGCCCAAUAGAAGACUCUUGGGAAUGGGAUGAAAUGGAUAUGGCCAUAGUUAACAUGGAGUCACAAGAAUUUGACAAGCAAAUCCUUCUUCCUCAAACCCACCAGUGUUCUGCUGAAGAGCAACUAAAUACUACUGAGUCAUGCCCCAGACAUUCUACAACAAGCCUGAAUUCCCCUCCAUCGAAUACAAAUUCCUCCCACGUUUAUCAAGUGUUCAGUCUACAUAGUAUGGAGAUGUACAAACAGCCAGAGUUCAAUCAAAAGACAUUAAAAACUCCAACUAAAACCAAAGGAAAGCAGACACUGCUAAAAAGUUUGAGCAAGGACUCAUCUUUCUCCUCUGCAGAGUCCCUACCUGAUAUUCUAGCGGGACUAGUGAGCGGGAAACAGGCGCUGUUAACAGAGUCAACUAGGAGAUCAGAGAGCGAGAGUGGAAUAGUCAGUGAAGGCGACACAGAGACAACAGCCAAUUCUGAGAUUUGUCUUCUUUAUCAGAGUGAUGAUAUGAAGGUUCAGGUUACUGUCACUCCCCCUGUCCUUUUAGAAUCACCUGGUAUAGACAAAGUGUCUGAUGAAGACAUAGACAGGAUACUGGAUCGUGCCAACAAGUGUGCAGAACUCGGAGACAGUUUGGCAAAUGAGACCAAGGACCAACUAUAUUGCAUGGAAAGGAGGAACAGAGAGGAGAAUGGAGCCAGCAGAAUGUUGCACAACAAGGAAUCAGUGGAGAUUUUUCUUAAUGGCCAAUGUCUGAGCCCUGAAUCUGAGGAUGAGGGCCAUUACACUGGAGCUUUCAGUACUAGAUAUGAUGAAAAUAGUAAAGUCAGGAGAGAGUCUACUCAGCUGUCUCAUGCGUCCUCCUCAGAUUCCCUUUAUGCAAUGGGAGAGUUAUUUCCAUCAGCCAAGGAGACUCUUACACGCAGCAUGUCACUGGAGAGUUGGCUGGCUCCAUGUAAGAGUUCAGGGGAAGCAUGCAGUCAGGGAAGCCUAGGGGACAUUGACCUAGCCACAGAGUCCACUGGGGAGUUGAGCAGAAGAACCCUGGACCUCCUUAAACGACUUGAGAACAUCCAGACCCCCCUUGUGCAGAAGUUGACCCGCAGCAUUUCCGACAUCACCCUCCAGAGCAACUCUUUGCAUCUUUUAGGUCAAGGGCCCUGCUCAGGGGGUGCUCCUUCCUCCAUUAAUGAGAGCUUGGCAGCUUCCCUCACAGAGCUUAGCAGCAUUGAUGAUUCAUCGGUAGCAUCGGAGGAUCUGGCAGUGCAAAGGAACCGCUUCAUGGCUGUUAACUCCAAUGCUUCUUUUCGGAAGCAUAGCCGCAGCCAGCAUCUAAUGGAUGACGCAGACGCCAAUGUCAGCAUGGUGGUAAACGUGUCAUGUACCUCAGCCUGCACCGAUGAUGAGGAUGACAGUGACCUGCUCUCUAGUUCCACUCUUACUCUUACUGAGGAAGAACUUGGAAUCAAAGAUGAUGACUCCAGUAUUACCUCUGAGGAGGAAUAUAUAGAGGGCACGUUUGCACUGGGGCUUGACUAUGUAAAGGGUGAAUUUCCAGGCUGGAUCAAACCCAGAGCCCAGAUCAAAGAAAAGAAUGAGGCAGAUCUUGGUGAUGAAUUGCAAUGUGGCGCAGUGUCCAAAGAGAUUUUGUCACCUGUAAGGGCUGUCAGUGAUCGAAAUGUCUUGAAUCGGUCUGCUCUAAAGCUCUUAGAGGGCAAUGCCAACACUAAAAAUGACAGCCUCAAGCAACAGGAGGUGGACAGUGACCGCAGGGAUGCUACCAGAAAUUACAUUGGCAGUUUUGUCGAUGACAUGGAAAAUGGGAAUGUGGACAGCUCCCACAUCAAGGGAAAAGACGAGGAUGACCUACUCAGAGAAGAAAAGAGUCUUUUUACCAAAACAGGAGAAUCCUUCAAGGACUGCUACAACAUGGAUGUUUUAACUAGAGAUAUGGCUAUAGUAAUGUCUUCAUCCCCAUCUUUACGUGAACAGAUUAACUUGCAGUUAAACGAGUCGCCUCUAGAAGGUCAGCUAAAAGGCGAGUUGCCAUGCUACAGCUCCCAUCGCCAGAAUGCUUCUUUGUCCCCAGUAGAGAAGUGCUCCACGUCCCACCACAAAACACUGGGCACAUCUCAUAUAAGUUCCCAGGAUCACUUUCUGGACAAUUUCCAUGAAAGUCAUACAGAGAGCUCAUCAGACUGCUGCAGCCACCCGUCCUUUCCUUCUGAACAGGAGAAGAGUGAGAAUGUCCACAGCUUUGUGAUGGAGAUCAUUGACAUGACAUCUGUGGCACUGAAAACUAAAGAAGCCCAAGCAGAGCAACCUCAGGAGUCAUCCAGCUCAACAUCAGCCUCUCAGAUCAGAGAGAAAGUUCUGGAACAUUCCCAUCGGCCCAUCCAUCUACGCAAGGGCGAUUUCUAUUCCUACUUGUCACUUUCCUCACACGAUAGUGAUUGUGGGGAGGUCAACACCUGCACAGAAGACAAGAGCAGCACCCCAGUUCUAGCAAGAACCCCAGAAAUCUGUGAUGAAGAGCCUCUGUUUGAGGCCUGCACAGAGGAAGUCUACCUAGGUCCACCUCUCUGCUACAGCAUGUCUAUUAGCAAACGGCCCAUGCGACGCAGCAACAAAAUAAUAGACCCUAUCAGUCCCAUGAGCCAGGUUCCUCCACCACCUUGUGCUGAAUACCAAAAAGUAUGUGGUAUUUCUCCAGGAAGUGUAGAUGGAACCCAGUCACAGUGCCAUAAUGAGGCUCCUUAUCUUAAUCCUUUACCAUGUGAAACCCUGAUAGACACUGUUGAAUGUUUUGCAGAUACUAAAAUGCUUGAAUCCAAUAUUUCCCCUGUAAUGACUAAGAUAAGAGUCUCUUGCUCCAGUACAAAUCCUUUAAAAGAGGAAAGCAGUUUCUAUAUUAAUCCUAAAAUUAACUGUCCCCCGAUAAGAAAAAGUGAUAGGGAUGAAAGAGGUGAUGCUUCACAGUGGAUGAAACAGAAGAAUGUCAAAAAAGGGCACAGCUCUCCUCAGGAAGCCAAAGCAACUCAAAAACAGCUGCCAAGGUCAGCGAGUGGCAGUGGACUGGCAGAGACAGGCCGCAGGGUUUUGUUUAGCACUCGCCAUUCAGACAGUUCAUCUGCAGUGAAGAGUGGAGCAAGUAGCAAACCUCAGGCCAAGAGACUUUCGGGACGUCCUGCUAUCCCUGCGAGUAAGCCCUAACCCUAAACCCUUAUGUUUCUGCAUCAUUACUCUGCGAGUGGGAUCUUCUCAUUCUGGUGCAUGGACCUCUUACAUGGUACUGCAAUAUUCUGGCAUCUUCAUGUACAGAUUUAGUGCUCCAAAGACUUCAAAAUGACCCCAAUUCUGUCUACUCACUGCUCCUACUGGAUUUAGAACUAAGCUACUUUGUUGUGCUUCCACUAAACAGCCUGAGACACACAAUCACAUAGACAAAGUAGCUUUCAUUAUAUCUACAACGAGGACUAAAUCAUCUGUAUCAUCUCUUUAUUGUUAAGUAUUGCAUCUACUAGAAGCUGCAGCACAUUGCAGAGGUCAACAUAAUAAUGGUAUUCCUUACAGCCGACCAGGAAAGCACCUCAGCUUUAUUCAGCUCUAGUUGUUUGUGUAAGAUGCUCUUGCAGGUAAAAAGCCUGGACCAGAGACUGUUAAAAUAUAAAUGAGUGUUGAAAUUAGAGCUAUCUAUGCAACCCAACAGAGAUGUGUGGUUGUGUGGCAUGGAUAUUCCACCAGUUGAUGGAAUGUUAUAUACAGUUUUAUGUUUAUUUAUUUUAAUUCUUAGAACUUGGAAAGACAACACAAACAUGUUUUAAACUUUAAAGAGUUUUGUGCCUUGCAAACAUUUCUUAUAACUUUUGUUAAUACACUGCUUUUCACUGUUCAGUAAUUAGUAAGAACGUUUACCUACAAGCAAGGUUAAGGCUAAUGAAUGGGCAUCUGUAUAUAUGCAUACUGUACGUUCAAAUGUUGGUGUACAAUGACAGUAUAAAUGCUUUGUGGUAAUGUACAACUCUGUGUUCUGUGAUGUUGAUAAUUAUAAGCCUUACCAAGCUACAAUGCAUGACUGACAUAAAACUCUUCAGAA
This is a messenger RNA of Trichomycterus rosablanca, 7564 nucleotides long. RefSeq names its product A kinase (PRKA) anchor protein 6 (gene akap6). The record is from RefSeq and is a predicted model, not a curated record. The coding region runs from base 100 to 6681 and encodes 2193 amino acids. The transcript is spliced from 15 exons. Lineage: Eukaryota; Metazoa; Chordata; Actinopteri; Siluriformes; Trichomycteridae.